Messenger RNA from Bolinopsis microptera, 765 nucleotides. RefSeq names its product plasma protease C1 inhibitor-like. The coding region runs from base 1 to 765 and encodes 254 amino acids. The transcript has a single exon. NCBI's taxonomy places the organism in Eukaryota, Metazoa, Ctenophora, Tentaculata, Lobata, Bolinopsidae. The record is from RefSeq and is a predicted model, not a curated record.
AUGGGUCCGAUUUAUGGAGUUCUCAUCUACCUCUAUAUAACCCAUCUUAUACUAGCAGGACUUCCCUUCACAGCACCCGACAACUUUACUUGCAGUUCUACUAACACCUCUACCAACACCUCUACCAACACCUCUACCAACCCCUCUACUAACACCUCUACCAACCCCUCUACUAACACCUCUACUAACACCUCUACCAACCCCUCUACUAACACCUCUACUAACACCUCUACCAACCCCUCUACUAACACCUCUACUAACACCUCUACCAACACCUCUACCAACCCCUCUACUAAACACAUCUACUCCAGCUGGACAGCAGGACUCUACCAGACCAGCAUUAACGAGACUGCUCUGAUGAGUAAGAGAACAAGUCACCUAGUGGGAGGAGGGAUUGGUGCAGUGGUGGGGUCCGGACUAGCUCUCACCAGUGUCUUCUCUACCAGGGUGAGAUGCAACAUGGUCCUCAUGUUACCAAGUCUGCUGACAAAGCGUGGGAGGAGCUUCAUGUUCAGCUUUGCACUGGCACUAGUGAUUGAGGGACCACUUUCCACGCUAGAACACAAUGUUCAAGAGGUAGUCCGUUCGUUCACCUGCAUGUACCGCGAGAUUAAAAGUAUGGCCGAAAGGUCCGUAGAACAGUUUGUUAAAAUCAUGGAGCAGUUUAAAAAACUCCUUGCUAUGAUGAACGACGCAUCCAAAGCUUAUCUUGCUCAGCUAGAGAGGGAUCAGUUUAUAAGUUUAAAGGAAGCAGUGCAAGAAUGA